AUGAGUUUCACAGUGGACCACCACUUCAUGGGCCCGGGCUCGUACCGCAAGGCUCGGCCGGCGUCGGUGUCCUCCAGCGGCUUCCACUCCCAGCGCCGCCGCCUCGCCUACAGCCAGCCGUCCUCCCUGGACGGCCUGGAGACCUUCGGCGGCGACAUGACGCGGAGGAGCGAGAAGGAGAUCCUGCAGGCUCUCAACGACCGCUUCGCCGGCUACAUCGACAAGGUGCGCAACCUGGAGAUGCACAACCGCAACCUGGAGGCGGAAGCCGCGGCGCUGCGCCAGAGCCAGGCCGGCCGCAGCUCCGUGGGGGAGCACUACGAGCGCGAACUGAACGACCUGAGGGGUCUCCUGCAGCAGCUGACCGGGGAGAAGACCCGCGCGGCUCUCGAGCACGAACACCUGGAGGAAGACAUCCAGCACCUGCGCGUCCGGAUGGAGGACGAGGCGCGGAACCGGGAGGAGCUGGAGGCGGCGACCCGAGCCAUGAAAAAGUACGCCGAGGAGUGCCGGCUGGCGCGGAUGGAGCUGGACAAGAAGCUCAGCGCCCUGGAGGAGGAGGCCGCUUUCCUCAAGAAGAACCACGAGGAAGAGGUGUCCGAGCUCCUGGUGCAGAUUCAGGGCGCACAGGUGAGCUUCGACAUGAGAGACAUGCUCAAGGCGGACGUCACCAGCGCGCUGCGAGAGAUCCGCUCUCAGCUGGACAGCCACGCGUCAAAGAGCGCAACGCACGCGGAGGAAUGGUUUAAAGUGCGCAUGGAGCGCCUGUCUGAUGCAGCAAAGUCUAACCAGGAUGCCAUCCGCGGGACCCAGGAAGAGAUUGGAGAGUACCGCCGUCAGCUCCAGAGCCGCACAAUUGAACUGGAGACUCUUCGGGGAACCAAGGAUUCACUGGAGAGACAGCGAAUGGAGAGUGAAGACAGACAUCAAGAUGACCUCAGCUCACUACAGGAGACCAUCAACCAACUUGAUAACGAGCUGAAAACCACCAAAUGGGAGAUGGCCGGACAGCUGAGGGACUACCAGGACCUGCUGAAUGUAAAGAUGGCCCUUGACAUUGAGAUCGCUGCUUACAGGAAGUUACUGGAGGGUGAGGAGAAUCGCUUCGUGUCUGGUGGCACUUCCUACUCCUACAUGGAGAGCAGAAUCUCCACCCACAUUAAGGUGAAAGCUGAGGAGAUCUCAGAUACAGUCAUUGUGGAGGAACAGACCGACGAGACACAGGUGACCGAAGUCACAGAGGAGGCAGAUGAGGAGGAAGAAGAGGACAAAAAAGAAGAAGCAGGAGAGGAAGAAGAGGAGGGUGAUGACGCCAAAGAGGAGGAGGGUGAAGAUGAAGAGGAGAAACAAGAAGAAGAGGGAGAGGAAGAAAAGGAGGAAGAAGAUGAGGAGGAGGGAGAAAAAGCUGAGGAAGAAAAGGAGGAGGAACAGGAAAAAGGAGAAGAUGGUGAAGAAGAAAAAGGUGAGUCCCCUCAGUCCAAAUCUCCCGCUGUUAAGUCACCAGAACCCAAAUCUCCACAAAAGUCUCCAGAAUCCAAAUCACCAGCAGCUAAAUCCCCAAUGCCCAAGUCUCCUGCUAAGACCCCUGAAGUCAAAUCUCCUGCAGGAGAUGAGUCCAAAUCACCGGAGUCAAAGUCCCCACCCAGUAAAUCCCCCGAAUCUAAAUCUCCUCCCCCCAAGACCCCUGAGCAAAAGUCUCCAGAGAAAGAGAAGGCCACGCCUGUUGAUGCCAAAGACACCCACAAAGAGGAGAAAAAGGAGGAGAAACCUCAGCCUGUCAAGGAGGAAAAGAAGGAGAAAGAACAGCCUGUAAAGGAAGAGAAGAAACAGGAGCCCAAAGACAAAGAGCCAGAGAAGACAGACAAGCCUGACCCAAAGAAAGAGAGUAAGGUGGAUGAAGCACCAAAAAAGGAGGAAGCUUCCAAACCUGAAACUCCCAGCAAGCCCUCCGAGGACAAACCUACCUCCAAACCUGAGCCUAAAGAGAGUGCUCCCCCAGCUAAAGAGCAGAAGGCGUCUGCUCCACCAUCAGAGAAGGCCGAGGCCGAAGCAAAGGCCGCUCCCAAAGCAGCUCCUGAGAAAGCAGAGAGCAAGAAGGAAGACAAGAAGCCAGAAGAAAAGCCUGUGCCCAAGGUAGAGCCCGAGAAGACAGAGAGCAAGAAAGAGGAAAAGAAGCCAGAGGACAAAAAGGAGACAAGUAAAGAAGAGAGUAAAGACGCAAAAGAGGGAGCAAAAAUGGAGAAAGCUGAGAAAUCCGCUGUCACUGAAUCCAAGGACAGCAAGGAGGAGAAGGCCAAGAAGUAA
This is a messenger RNA of Menidia menidia (Atlantic silverside), 2304 nucleotides long. The record is from the annotation of a GenBank genome assembly. NCBI's taxonomy places the organism in Eukaryota, Metazoa, Chordata, Actinopteri, Atheriniformes, Atherinopsidae.